Messenger RNA from Nymphaea colorata (pocket water lily), 3973 nucleotides. Its product is annotated as tetratricopeptide repeat protein SKI3. The record is from RefSeq and is a predicted model, not a curated record. Gene Ontology annotation, molecular function: protein binding. Bases 256 to 3738 code for a protein of 1160 amino acids. Gene Ontology annotation, cellular component: Ski complex. Lineage: Eukaryota; Viridiplantae; Streptophyta; Magnoliopsida; Nymphaeales; Nymphaeaceae. The transcript is spliced from 23 exons.
CACCUCCGAAAAGAGCCAUGCACAAAAGGUAGAACAGCCUUCUCGCGACUAGAAUGAGGCGGGAGCAAGCAAUCGCCUAGGGUUUCUGAGUUUCUUCCCACAAGAAGGACAUCGAAAUCGUCAUUUUUUCUUCUUGUUUGGGAAGAAAGGGACUCGCCCGUCGGUACGAGGAUCGACCAUUCCCGGCGCCUUUACUGGGGGAAUAUAUUCAAGAUUGAAGGUUCAGCCAGAGCCAGUAAAUUCUUGAAGCAGUCGAUGGAGGGACAAGAAUUUGACGUGCAAAACCCUUCUCAUCAUUUCGACAUGGCUGUCUUCUUAUGGGAGAAAGGAGAAGACAAGAAGGUUGCGAGGGAGAAAGCAGCUGAGCAUUUGGUCCUCUCAGUUAAGCUAAACCCAAGCAAUGGCGCAGCGUUUCGCCUUCUAGGGCAUUACUACAGCCUGGAGUUGGUCGAUUUACAGCGGUCAUCCAAGUGCUACCAGAGGGCAAUCACCAUUAACCCUGACGAUAACGAGGCUGGGGAGGCGUUAUGUAAUUUGUUGGACAGAGGAGGAAACCAGUCUUUGCAGCUGACAAUCUGCCAUGAAGUGGUGGAGAAGUCCUCCCGAGCAUUCUGGGCAUGGCGGAGAUUAGGGUACUUGCAGGUUGCUGAAAAGAUGUGGCCAGAUGCAGUUCAGAGCCUUCAGCAUGCAAUUCGAGGCUAUCCAACAUGUCCAGAUUUAUGGGAAGCCCUAGGACUUGCAUAUCAGCGGUUGGGCAUGUUCAGUGCUGCCUUAAAGUCAUAUGGACGUGCAUCAGAGCUCGAUAACACAAGAGUUUUUGCAUUACUUGGGAGCGGUAACAUUUUGAUGUUACUUAGUUCUUAUAGGAAGGCAGUUGAUAUGUUUCGUGAAGCUGCAAAGAUUGCACCUCAAAAUGUGUCUGCACAUUAUGGACUUGCUUCUGCUCUUCUUGGAAUGUCAAGAGAUUGCAUUAAUUCUGGUGCAUUUUGGUGGGGUGCUUCUCUAUUAGAGGAAGCUUCUGUCAUUACCAGAGGCUGUUGUCACACUGCAGGAAACAUGUCGCCCCUUUGGAAGUUGCUUGGGGAUAUUGAGAUGACCUAUGCAAAAUGUUCACCAUGGUCACAAGAAAAUGGAUGUUGUGAAAUUGAUGAGGCAGCUUUUGCAGCCUCUAUCCUGACUUGGAAGGAGAAGUGCCAAUUGGCUGCUGUUACUGCAAACCGUGCUUAUCAAAAAACUCUGCAUUUGACUCCAUGGCAGGCAAACAUGUAUGCUGAUGUUGCAAUUUCUUUGGAUUACAUUUGUUCCCUGAAACAAUUGAAACCAAAUGAUGGGACUGAUCGGCAGCUAGCAGAGAAGAUGUCACUUGGUGGAUUGGUUCUUGAGUGCAGCAACAGUGAGUUUUGGAUAGCCUUAGGGUGUUUGGCCAAUUAUGGAGCAUUGCAGCAACAUGCACUCAUUAGGGGAUUGCAGUUGUGUGUUUCUCAUGCUGCAUCAUGGUCUUACCUUGGAAAGCUCUUUCAUAAGGAGGGACAUGUGGUCAUUUCAAAGCAAACUUUAGAUCGUGCUAGAAGUUUAGAUCCUUCACUUCCCUUGCCAUGGGCUGCCAUGUUGACCAACAGUUCUGCUGGGGAUAUUUCAUGGGAUGAGGCUUUUGAGAACUGUCUUCAUUCAGUCAGAUUGUUGCCUGUAGUAGAAUUCCAACUUGGGCUUGCGAAGCUUGCUUUCAUUUCUGGUCAUUUGCAAUCUUCACAGGUAUUUGUGGCCAUCACACAGGCAGUUCAGCGUGCACCCCACUAUCCUGAAGGCCAUAAUUUGUAUGGACUAGUUUGUGAGGCCAGAUCUGAUUAUUGUUCUGCAAUUGCUGCCUAUAGGCGUGCAAGAUUUGCUGCCAAUGUUUCUACAGUGGCAACACCUAGUUCUUGCAAACAUGACAUAACAGCUAAUCUUUCUAGAGCUCUUUGUGUGGCUGGACAUUUUCUUGAUGGUACUCGUGAGUGCAAAGUGUUGGAAGAAGAAGGCUUUCUGGAUAAUAGAGGCUUGCUCAUAUAUGCAGUUGCAUUAUGGGAACUUGGUAAAACUGAUCGAGCUCUGUCUAUUGCAAAACAUCUGACUGCCUCAGUAUCAUAUUCAGAUCUGAAAACUGCCGCUGAUGUAUUCGGGUUGAUAUGCAAAUUGCUUUAUCACAUAGUGGGCAUGAAAUACACUUGGCCCGUUAUUCUGAAAAAGAAGGACACUUUGUUACAAAGGUCAAGGAAUGUUUUUCUCAUUGCUUCAGUUAAGGCUCUCAACACUAGUGAGCAUUUGGAAACAUUUUUCUCAAGUGGAAUCGAGUCCCUGCUGUCUCAUGAGGAGGCUUCCAAACUUCAUUCCUUGAUUGCCAUGGCGAAAUGGCUUUCAUGCGGAUCAAAUCGAGAAGUGGGGAUUUCUUGUGCUAAGAAACAUCUUAAAAGGUCCCUUCACAUCUACCCUCAUAGUGUUUCAAUAAGGAAUCAAUUAAGUUCACUUCUAAUAUGGGACAAAAACUGGAAAGCUGCUCAUUGUGUCUCAAACUGCACAGGCAUGGGCACAUCCAUGUACUUGACAUCUAAACUUUCAGAACCUUCAUAUGAAAAUCUUGGUUCUGCAGCAGUUUCAUGCUAUUCCAGCUGUUCCAGAAAUACAUCCUUCUCUACAUGUGAGGAUCGACAUACUUGUCGAGUGAAACCAACACAUCUGUUGCAGAAAUGGUGUCAUCAACAGCCUUGGAACCAUAAGCCGAAAUAUUUGAUCAUUGUUACUUUUUACCAGGAAGCCCGUGAAAGGAAAUUUCCUCGACAUAUUUGCUACAUGCUAAAACGUCUUCUCAUGUCUGCUUUUGCAAGUGAGACUUCUGCUGGAAACUGUGAAACUUAUCAGAAGCUUAUGCUUCUCCUCUGUGCUUCUGAACUCUGUCUCCAAUGUGGGGAUUAUUCUGGAUGUCUUCACUAUGCUACAGAUGCAUCACAACUUUCUCUCCCCAAUGGUGUUCUUUUCUUUUCACAUUUUCAGUUAUGUAGAGCUUAUUCGUCUGUUGGUGACUUGGGUGCACUUCAAGUUGAGUAUCAAAAAUGCCUGCAAAUUGGCACCUGCUAUGAAAUUGGCUGGUUAUUGCUCAAAUUCCUUGAGUGCACAUUCAAAUUAAAGUCUGGUUCAAAUACAAUUGACAUGAACUUUGAAGCUUGUCUGAAGGAGAAGGGUAGCUGCUGGUACAGGUGGAUGGCUCUCUUCAAUCUAGUGGACAUCCAGAUUUUUAUUUCAGAUCAGGAAUUUCUCCUUGCAGAAGCUCUUCUUCGUCGUGUUUGUUCUCAUCAAGUUGAUGCAUGUCUUUUAUUUCUCCAUGGUGUGGUCUGUAUGGAGGUUGCUAGGAAGCAGUCAGACUCAAACUUCCUGUCUCUUGCUGUUAAGAGUCUCUCCAAAGCCCGAGAGAUGAAAGUUUUCCCGUUGCCAAUUGUUUCGGUUAUGUUAGCCCAGGCACAUGCCAGCGUAGGUGCCAAAAGUAACUGGGAGAGGGAUUUGCGACUGGAAUGGUAUUCUUGGCCUGCAGAAAACAGGCCUGUGGAGCUCUAUUUUCUUAUGUAUCUAGUUGCCAGACAGUCUAAAGAAGCAUCUGAGAUCGAGUCAUCGCAAGCACCUGUUAAAUGGUUCCUCCAUGCUAUACAUCUUAAUCCAUCAUGCCUGAGGUACUGGAAAGUUUUGCAGAAGGUGAAAGGCCAACCUUGAAUCAAUGUCCCUUGUUGGAGAAAAUAUGUAAUAUUUUGGUCUACAUGUUCAGCAUUUCUUAUUAUCUUUAUCUUGUACACUUUAACCUUGUCUAUAUACGUUUCAUUAAGAGCUUGUUUAGUUGCAGGAACAACUGUUCUUAAAAUCUGUGUCUUAAGAACACAAAGAGUUUUUGUCCAUAUGAACAUGUUGUAAUUUUGUCAUAUGUUUGUUUACAAAGAUAAAACUUUCAACU